Molecule: messenger RNA, 1150 nt
Organism: Carcharodon carcharias (great white shark)
Lineage: Eukaryota; Metazoa; Chordata; Chondrichthyes; Lamniformes; Lamnidae
Product: ribosomal protein S6 kinase alpha-5-like
Exons: 5
Coding region: 20-910 (296 amino acids)
Biological process (GO): peptidyl-serine phosphorylation; protein autophosphorylation; intracellular signal transduction
Cellular component (GO): cytoplasm; nucleus
Molecular function (GO): ATP binding; calcium-dependent protein serine/threonine kinase activity; calcium/calmodulin-dependent protein kinase activity
Source: RefSeq, a predicted model, not a curated record
GUUCCACACAUACCUGGUGAUGGAGCUUCUGCGAGGUGGGGAACUGCUCGAGCGCAUCCGGAGUAGGAAACAUUUCAGUGAGCUGGAGGCCAGCCGGAUAAUGAGGAGCCUGGUGUCUGGAGUCAGUCACAUGCACGACACCGGGGUAGUGCACAGGGAUCUGAAACCAGAGAACCUGCUGUUUGCGGACGAGAGGGAGGGGGCAGCCAUCAAGAUCAUCGACUUCGGGUUCGCCCGCAUCAAGCUGCCCAACAGCCAACCCCUCCAGACACCCUGCUUCACCCUGCAGUACGCAGCCCCCGAACUGCUGAAGGACCAGGGCUACGAUCAGUCCUGCGACCUCUGGAGCCUGGGCGUCAUCUUGUACACCAUGCUCUCCGGCCAUAUCCCCUUCCAGAGCACCUGCAAGGGAAUGUCAUCCACCAACUCCACCGAGAUUAUGAGGAAGAUCAAGGGCGGAGAUUUCUCCUUCGGGGGCGAGGCUUGGAAAAACGUGUCCGAGGGAGCCAAAAACAUCGUUCGAGGUCUACUCACAGUGGAUCCCUCGAAGAGAUUGAAAAUGUCGGAUUUACGUCACAAUGACUGGCUGCAGAAUGGCAACCAGCUCUCCUCAGCCUCACUGAUGACUCCUGACAUCCUGGAUUCUGCCGGAACGACUGUCAAUACCUAUUUCAAGGCUACAUUCAUGGCGUUUAACCAGUGCAAGAGGGAAGGCUUCCUGCUGAAGAGUGUGGACAACGCCCCCCUGGCCAAGCGCAGGAAGCUGAAGAUGAGCGCGGGGGUCGAGACGCGGAGCUCGAGCGACAGCUCAGCCUCAUCCUCCUCGUCGGGUGCAGCCCCCAGGCCCAAGGGGACGCCUGCCCGAGCGUCCAAACACAAGAAGCUGGCCCCCAUCUCCCAGACCUCGUAGGAGGGAGUCACCCAUGGGAGGGUUGGGGAGGGGGGAGAGGCGACACAGCAACGAAUCGAACCCCCCCCACCCACCAUCCACCCUGCCCCGCCCUCCUCUCCUUGCCUUCCCCCAACUCCCCCCACCCAGUGAGCUGAGGAGGCGGCUAUUUGACUGUGAGGGGCAUCGCCACCCUUUUCAAAAGCUUAUUCCCCAGAUUCCUACCGGCAGGGGGGGAUGGUAAUUAUCCCCCACGGUGGG